CAAAUACUACUUUCCCUAUCUCAGCCUAGCGGUUAUUGAGUACGACUCGCUUGCGAAUUAUUAAUAGCAUUUUCGCCGCCCGCCACCAGGCCAACGAUGAGCGUGGAAACGUGAUUGCAAAAGCGGUGAAGGUGGCAGAAAAUGUACAGUUAGAGAAAUUCUUCGGAAGUACGAGUAGAGAGAGCUCCAUUAUCGCUAUCGUGGAUGAACACUCAACAAGGUCAAUACCACCCAACUAAUCAGCGCAUACAUUUUAUUUGAAGCUGCAUUAGAAUUGCCAUCGCGAUCAUGGGUACCGCGAAAAGAACCCGCAAGUUCGGCGCUGUAAGUCUUCCAUUCUCCCCGCAUUCAUCGCAGAUAGCUAACCCCUCAUAAAGGUAAAGCGCAUAAUCGGGCAAAACGACGCCCGCCUGAAGAAGAACCAAGCGAAAGCGGAGGAGGAAAGUAAGAAGAAGGAGCAGAAGGGCAAUGAGGUGAUUCGCGAAGUGUAAGCUGCCCUGGUUCCCCAACAAUUCUUCUCGGGCCAUAGCUAACACCAUACAGUCCACAAGUAUCAUCCGCCCUGUUCUUCCAAUACAAUACCGCACUCGUCCCACCAUACUCCAUUCUCGUCGAUACCAAUUUCCUCUCCCACACGGUUCAGCGCAAACUUCCUCUCCUCGAAACUCUCAUGGAUACAUUCUACGCAAAGUGUAUCCCAAUUAUAACCAGCUGUGUAAUGGCCGAACUCGAGAAGCUGGGUCCGAAAUACCGAAUAGCGCUACGAAUCGCAAGAGAUGAAAGAUGGGAGCGCUUACAAUGCGAUCACAAGGGAGUCUAUGCAGAUGAUUGCAUUGUGGAUCGAGUGGUCAAGAGCAGGGUGUACGUGGUUGCGACGAACGAUCGAGAUCUGAAGAGAAGGGUGAGGAAGGUUCCAGGUGUUCCGAUUGUCAGUGUUGCUAGAGGUAAAUAUGUGGUGGAAAGACUGCCAGACGCUCCCGAAAAGUAGACGUUGGUGGGAUCUCGAAGUACAUGAAAAGAUUGGCAUUUAAAAGGAGUUUUGGGUGGCGUUUCGGAAUCGAAAUCAUGUUGGUGAUGGCGUUGAAUGGCAAUACCAUCGGUGGAAUAUUUUCCAGCUUUGCUCCAUUAGUAAAACAAUAAGUUGCGAGAACUGCAGGUGAGUAUCAAAAUCUACGCCCUUGUGGAAAAUAUGGAGUGGCGUUGGCGCAAGAAUU
This is a messenger RNA of Hymenoscyphus albidus, 1214 nucleotides long. The record is from the annotation of a GenBank genome assembly. Lineage: Eukaryota; Fungi; Ascomycota; Leotiomycetes; Helotiales; Helotiaceae.